GAAAUGUUUGGAAUAGCCCCUCUGCUACCUGGUUCUACUUCUACCAGUACAGCCAGAAUUCCUCCGCAGCUCCCCUGCUUCACUCUCAAGACCGAGAAAUGGAGCACCUGCAGAUUGGUUGAUUUGGACAAUGAUUUGGUGACUGCUAUUAAUUAUGGUCAUUUGAGGAAAACCCGGAUAUCAAACAACUCUUUUAUCACUCGGUAUUCUUCUGCUUCUACAAUGGCUUCGGGUCUGUAUGACCAAUCGAAGAGGGUUUGGAUAUGGACGAAAAGCAAGCAAGUGAUGACUGCUGCCGUGGAGAGGGGAUGGAACACUUUCCUUUUCUCAUCAAAAAAUCGACAACUUGCCGAUGAGUGGUCAUCAAUGGCCUUGAUAGAACCUCUUUUCAUUGAAGAGGCAGAUCUUCUUGAUAGUGAACACAAAAGGGUUGCCACAAUUUUGGCAGUUUCAACGCCACAAGAAUUGGAAAAGCUUCAACCAGAAAACUGGAUGGCUGAGAAUGUUCUCGUCGAUCUACUUGAUUGGCAGAUAAUACCAGCAGAGAAUAUUGUUGCUGCGUUUCAAGGCAGUCAAAAGACAGUUUUUGCUGUUUCUGAAAGACCAUCUGAGGCACAGAUCUUCCUGGAGGCUUUGCAGCAUGGUUUGGGUGGAGUUGUUUUAAAAGUUGAGGAUAUGGAGGCUGUUGUUGAGCUAAAGGACUAUUUUGACAGAAGAAAUGAAGAGAGCAAUGUCAUGAGCUUGGCCGAAGCCACUGUAACUCGGAUUGAAGUCGCCAGAAUGGGAGAUCGUGUUUGCGUGGAUCUUUGUAGUCUCAUGAGACCUGGUGAAGGACUUCUGGUUGGUUCCUUUGCAAGAGGGCUUUUCCUUGUUCACUCAGAAUGCUUAGAGUCAAAUUAUAUUGCUAGCAGGCCUUUUCGUGUUAAUGCGGGUCCAGUGCAUACAUAUGUUGCUAUUCCUGGAGGUAAGACUAGCUACCUUUCAGAGCUAAGAGCUGGCAAAGAAGUGAUUGUUGUUGACCAGAAGGGUCGUCAGCGAACAGCAAUUGUCGGCCGAGUAAAGAUAGAGACUAGAUCACUGGUUCUUGUGGAGGCAAAGGGAAAUUCCGACGAUCAAACUGUUUACAGUAUCUUUUUACAGAAUGCAGAAACUGUUGGCUUAGUAUGUCCUUGUGAAGAAAACAAACCACAAAAAACAGCAGUUCCUGUGACCUCACUGAAAGUAGGAGAUAAAGUUUUGUUGAGAGUGCAAGGAGGGGCAAGACACACCGGAAUAGAAAUUCAAGAGUUUAUUGUGGAAAAUUGAACCAACAAGAUUACAUAUGCAACAAGAAAUUCAAUCUGGCCUGUUGGUGCCUCUUUUGUUUAGUAGCUAAUGAAUAUUAUUUCAUAUCAUAAGGAAUGUUUGAUUAUAUUACGAUCU
This is a messenger RNA of Tripterygium wilfordii, 1422 nucleotides long. RefSeq names its product 3-dehydroquinate synthase homolog. Gene Ontology annotation, biological process: aromatic amino acid biosynthetic process. The transcript has 10 exons. Lineage: Eukaryota; Viridiplantae; Streptophyta; Magnoliopsida; Celastrales; Celastraceae. Gene Ontology annotation, molecular function: 3-dehydroquinate synthase activity; oxidoreductase activity. The coding region runs from base 4 to 1305 and encodes 433 amino acids. The record is from RefSeq and is a predicted model, not a curated record.